Molecule: messenger RNA, 3423 nt
Organism: Chelonus insularis
Lineage: Eukaryota; Metazoa; Arthropoda; Insecta; Hymenoptera; Braconidae
Gene: Fas1
Product: fasciclin 1
Exons: 15
Coding region: 638-2647 (669 amino acids)
Biological process (GO): extracellular matrix organization; cell adhesion
Cellular component (GO): extracellular matrix
Molecular function (GO): cell adhesion molecule binding
Source: RefSeq, a predicted model, not a curated record
UACCGUCCGGUUGACACGCACUUCAAUGUAAUUGUAUUUGUACCAUACUUUUUAAAUUACAAAUAAGCUAAAUUCAUUUUCUAAUAAUUUGUCUGUCAUCUUUUAUACUUUUUCUAACUAUUUUUCAUGAAAAACAACAAUUAAUUAUUGUUAUUACCGUAGAUUGAACGGCAAUUAUUAAUUUGUAAUUGGAUUAUGACUGAUUAUAGGAUAUGAUAAAUUUAUUACAUUAAAGUGUGUUCAAAGAAGUGCUAGAAUUUCAAAUGAAUAAUUGUUAAUGAAAACAAUUUAAAAUAGACAUUUUUUAAGUGAUAAAAGUUGCAAAGUUUUGUCGACUCUUACGCAGUUGCGGGCCGCAAGAGAGCGCAGUCGCUCGGACGACGUCGUACAAACUAGUCGUCUUCUCUCGUAUUCUCGUUGCUUCUCUUGUGACUGUUUCACGCGAUCAACGAUCGAAUGAUUGCAUUUAAAUUCAAUCAAUGAUAAUUAAUGGAAAAUAAUAAAUAAUAAUUAUUAUUAUAAUUACAAAAGACAGCAACUGUGUUGUGAAAAUUGUGAGUGAACAAAUAAGUAAACUACGACUAUUUAUAAAAUACAUUUUUUAAAUUAAAAAAAACUGUGAAUAAUCUGUGACAAAAUGAAGUGCUGGAAAAUGCCGGUAUUUGGUGUGUUCCUGAUUAUUCUCCAUGUUCUUGGAACUGUUCGCGGAAUCACGGUGGACGAGAAAAUGCGAGAGGAUACUGAUUUGUCUGAGUUUUAUAAUCUGCUAGAGCAUAACAUGGUGGCAAACUUCACACUUAUGUCUCGGCAUGUGACAGUCUUUGCUCCAACGAAUCGAGCAUUCCAAGAUAGUGAUCGAAAGAUUAAGGAUUCUUAUGUUCUUUAUCAUAUUGCAAAUCUUCCUCAAACUACUGAUGAACUGAAAGAAACAAUAUCAUCCGAGCAUGAAGGCAAUCCACCUUUGUGGGUCACAAAAGUAGGCACUCCGCCUAAUACUGAAAUUUACAUCAACAAUGCGAAAAUAUUGCCAGGCAGUAACUUCAAGACCAAGGUUUUCACUGCGCAAGGAGAAAAAACACAGGUUCUGCAUAAAAUAUCUGAGGUCCUUGAACCAAUAUUGCCAAAUUCACCAGAAUCAUUGGUUUCAUAUCCCAAUGCAUUUGAAUUUCUAAAUACCAGCGAUAGUUUGGACCUUGGUACUUAUAGAUUGCGGAUAUUCCGUCAACGAGUAAUGGAAAAUCAAAAGCAAGAUAUUUUUAAAGCUGAAGGUGGUUUUACAUUCUUUAUACCAGAAGAAGAAGGAUUUAAGGUAGAACGAUCAUCUAAAAUUGAUCACCAAGUAAUCGAUGGUCACGUGAUUCCAAACCAUGUUUUAUUCACUGCUCCAACUCCAAAUGAUGUACCUUACAGUACACUUGCCAACAAUGAUAAUUUUAAAGUUACCAUCAGUUUUAUUCGUGAUCCUGACGACCCAAAGAAAGUGUACGUAAAGUCCAACACACUCAUUGGUGAUUCAUCUCAUCCAACCGGGGUUGUUUUAGCGAAAAUAGUGAAACCAAAUAUUCCAGUGAAGAACGGGGUAGUUCAUAUCAUCCAACGACCUCUCAUGGUAGUAGACACUACAGUCAAACAAUUCCUCGAGUCCUUUAAGGGCAUCGAUGAUAAAAAAGGACCUGUUUACAAAUUUUAUCAAGCAAUGCGAGACUAUGGAGAUGAUUUUAUCGACGUCAUCACCCGGCACAAAGACAUCACAGUCUUUGCACCAAGCAACGCAGCAUGGGAUGAGGAAGGUGUUAAACAUAUCGUUCAAGAUAAAAAACGUUUUCGUGAGAUACUCAAUCUCCAUUACGUCCAAGAGAGACUACCUCUAGAUAGCAUUAAACAAAAGAGUAUUAGUGGGAUGCCACGUGAUGGAAAGGGAAUUUAUGGGGUAUCCACGGCAGCAGCAAAAAAAAGUUUAUACUUUAAUGUGGUCGAGAGAUCGAACGGCAGUCAAAUGGUUACAGUAGAAGGUGGAGGUGUAAAUGCAACUAUAAUUACCGCCAAUAUAGCGGCAACUAAUGGAAUCAUUCACAUUAUUGAUCGAGUACUUGGUAUUCCCUACACUACAGUACUAGACAAACUUCGAACUGAUCCGAUGCUCAAUGCAACAUAUUAUUUGGGGAAAUUGCCCGGCUUUAAUCAACAAUUGAAUGACACGACGAAACGUUUUACGUAUUUUGUGCCACGCAAUUCAGCAUGGGAGAAGGUGAAAACUCAGAUUCCAUCAGCCUACAAGAAGAUUUUCAUGCCUGAAUACAGUUAUUAUGCAAAUCAAGUUCUGGAGCGACAUUUAGUUAUUGACGGUCAAGCUUAUUCAAUGGCAGAACUGAAGAGAAUGUCAAUCAACAAUAAUUCUGUACUUCUAUUCCCUGUUCGGGACAAUUUAAAGCUCCGCAUUAGAGAGCAUAAUGGAAGUUACCAAAUUGAAUGGAUGGGAUCAUGGAUUCAAGUAUUCCGUCCAGACGUUGCUUGUACCAAUGGUAUUAUUCAUGUAAUUGACGAAGUGUUCAUUAUACCCGAAGACCUCACAGUGACUGGAAGUGCGUCAGUAAUGGCUAUUGCGCCUCAUAUAAUGACAAUUAUUAUUGCUAAGUGGUUUUUAUAGAUUCAUUAGAAAAGGUUUAUUUAAUGAGGUCUUAAAAUGACCCUAAAAACACUAUAACAAAUUAAAUACAGUUGAAAAUUUUUUUUUGUUCUUCGAUUUUUGGUUGUAAAACGAUUUUGAUAGAAUUUUUUUCGGAGGUAUCAAUAACAUAAUGAAAUCACUCAAAAGACCUGAGAAUUAUACAGAGGCUAGAAUUAAAUAAUUUGAUUAUUUAUUAAUCAUAAGAUCAAGUCUCUAACCGUAGGGGUAUGAAUAUCACUCUACAGUAUAGUAGUAAUUAAUUAAAAUAAAAGUUGUCAACAUUAGAUCAUUAUAAUUGUACCAAAUGAAUAUUUAUAAGAAUUCCUUAGGGGAUUGAAUAGGCUAAUGUAUUGAUAAUUAAUUUUUUUUAUUUAUAAAAGAAGCAAAUCUUAUUUUUAUGUUCUUUCUUGUUCAUAAAAUGAGAAAAUACUCAAUAGAAUUUCAUACUUGGUUUGUAACAACAAAAAGUUAGUAAGCCACAAACGAUUAAAAAAAAAGUUUAAUAGAUAAAUGGUAAAUAAAAGAAAAAUAAACAAAUGAGUAAUAUAAUUAAUAAGUAAAGUAAAAAAAUUCCAUGUUAUGUAUAAUAAAACGUACAUAUUAAUUACUUGAUAAUUGAUUAAAUAUUAAUAAAAUAAUGAAUAUAAUGUUUAUUCUAUACAUACUUAUAUCAAUGAACAUAACUGCCACGUGAGAAUGCUACAUUUGGAGAAAAAUUAGAGUGUGUAUCCGAUGUAUGGCUUCAAAAAAAAAAA